This is a messenger RNA of Rhincodon typus (whale shark), 877 nucleotides long. RefSeq names its product cyclin-dependent kinase 12-like. The record is from RefSeq and is a predicted model, not a curated record. Lineage: Eukaryota; Metazoa; Chordata; Chondrichthyes; Orectolobiformes; Rhincodontidae. The transcript has 4 exons. The coding region runs from base 171 to 569 and encodes 132 amino acids.
CUUGUUAACUCUUGUCUGUCUGCAGGUGUAUUCUGGGGGAACUCUUCACUAAAAAACCAAUCUUUCAGGCCAAUCAGGAGCUGGCACAACUUGAGCUAAUCAGUCGAUUAUGUGGCAGCCCUUGUCCUGCUGCUUGGCCUGAUGUCAUUAAGCUGCCAUAUUUUCACACGAUGAAACCGAAGAAGCAGUAUCGGAGACGGCUUCGUGAAGAGUUUUCCUUUAUUCCUGUCCCUGCUCUGGAUUUGCUCGAUCAUAUGUUGACCCUUGACCCCAGCAAACGUUGCACUGCUGAGCAGACCCUGCAGAGUGAUUUCUUGAAAAAUGUGGACCCCACGAAAAUGCCUCCUCCUGACCUUCCUCACUGGCAGGAUUGCCAUGAGCUCUGGAGUAAAAAGCGUCGGCGACAGAAACAAGCAGGAAUUGUUGAAGAUCCGCCUUUGCAGAAGACUGCGCGUAAGGAAACCGUGAUCAGCACUGAUGAAAGUAGGAACAGCACUCCACAGACUGUUCCAUUGGGACAGAGUAAACCACAGAGCAGCAUCACAGAUGUGGGCGGUGAGUCUGUCUGAGUGAAAAUGACCAUGGUCAGAUUACUCAGAAUAUAUGGGAGAUUUAGGUAUCUAUUUCUGGGAAUAUGUGAUUAUGUUUGAAAGGUUUUGUGUUCAAUCAGAUUGAUAGCAAAGUCCAGCUGUCGUACCAACUAUUCUGUUGUUGGAUCUCUCUCUAUGAUCGGUACAAAUGUUCUUACAGAACAGUUUGCAAAAUUUCUCUGAUACUGCUACACAUGCAAUACUAACUAAUGCUCCAUUGAUUGCAUUAUAGUUUCAGGACAGGUUGAAAUUGACAAUGACAAAGCUUUUGUAGUGCUUUUAGAACC